AUGAUUGUUAUGUCUGUAAUAAAUUGUUUUGUGAUAACUAUAAUAAUAGACAUCACAUGCCUUUCAUCCAUUGUCUCUUCCAAUGAUAGCGCUGUCCAUUCGCUUAGAGAUAGCGGCCAACAGUCCUAUGUUAGCGCUUCGUCGUCUAACAGCCACCCAAUAGGCGGCGGCGGUAUCGGCGGCGGUUCCGCCAACAUCUAUCCGCCGAGCGCUGCCCGUAUGACCUCCGAGUCUGUGCCCGUGGAACAAGGUUCGUGCGUUAGCAAAACGGACUGCCAUUCGGCCCAUACCUAUUGCGAUAGCCGAACCCAUCGGUGUCGAUGCUCCGGCGACUAUAUACAUGUUGUCAAAUAUGUGAACAAUACGAGAACUAAACCUCUAUCACUCGUCUGUCUUCAAGUGGCCAAACUUGAUGACCGCUGCCACAGUCACGAACAGUGUGUGGUCGCCAAUUCAAUGUGCAUAUUUGCCGAUCCCGUCGGUGUUGUCGGCUUUCGUAACGUUUCGUCAAACUAUUGUAAAUGUCGUGAAGGCUAUCACGCGGAAGACAAAGAAGAAACAUUUGUUACCAAAGAUAACCAACGGAUAUCCGCCCGACGUAUUUGCGGCGAAUUUCUAUCGAUUGGCAACUCAUGGAUCGGCACAUUUGCCAUCAUCUGUAUUAUGCUAUUGAUUAUAAUUAUCGGCUGUUUUGUCGGUAUUGUACGAUUUCAGCGCUGGAAACAGCGACCGCUAGCUUCGACGGUAACCAGUUUGGCCGCUGACAAUCGACACACACCGCAUCUCAUAUCAUCGUCGCCGCCGCCGAUGGGCUCAGUCGAGGCUGAAUUUCAAAACGAUUUCAUACAAGUCUUUCCGAUGCAUCACUUGGAACCGCUUCCGGACAAGAAUACCUCAAACUAUGAGUUUGUCAUCAAAUGAAAUCAUAAUUAAAACAAACA
Oppia nitens is the source of this 941-nucleotide messenger RNA. RefSeq lists its product as uncharacterized. The transcript has a single exon. The record is from RefSeq and is a predicted model, not a curated record. The coding region runs from base 1 to 921 and encodes 306 amino acids. Lineage: Eukaryota; Metazoa; Arthropoda; Arachnida; Sarcoptiformes; Oppiidae.